Aureobasidium subglaciale EXF-2481 is the source of this 474-nucleotide messenger RNA. RefSeq lists its product as uncharacterized. The transcript is spliced from 3 exons. Gene Ontology annotation, biological process: ribosomal large subunit assembly. Gene Ontology annotation, cellular component: preribosome, large subunit precursor. NCBI's taxonomy places the organism in Eukaryota, Fungi, Ascomycota, Dothideomycetes, Dothideales, Saccotheciaceae. Bases 1 to 474 code for a protein of 157 amino acids. The record is from RefSeq and is a predicted model, not a curated record.
AUGCCGACAGUAAAAAGACAAUCAAGAAAUGAUAAGCCCAAGCGCUUGCGAAAGCGCAAGGCAAGAACUGAUGUCUCCGAUUCUUCGGAUUCAUCAGACUCCUCAUCAUCUUCAGAAUCUGAAAGCAGUGAUUCAGAACCUACACCCCAGAAGAAGAGCGUUGUCAAGACUAAGGCUAAGCCCAAGACCAAGACUGUUCAGAGGUCACCAUCCCGAUCAUCUUCGCCAGAAGAGGAUCAGACACCAAGUGGGCCCCAGGUUGCAGACGCAGAGGCCGAGGAUGCAUUCACAUCAUUCUACCUCCGUCAAAUGACUACCGAGUUUGCCGAAGAUCUGGACAAGAUACGCUCGGCAGGCGACUUCAACGACAAGUCCCUCGGCCUACUGAUUGGUGCUCUCAAACAAGGACGCGAAUGCUUCGACCGUCACGACAGACUGGCUGUCGGAAAAGCCAUCGUCGCUGCCAACCAGUGA